UAGAAAAUGGCCCCAUUGGAAUGUCAUUCUAUCUUCUUCAUCUUCAUAUUGCUUCUUUCCACAAGUAGCUUCACUACUGGUUCGGACCCUGCAGCCAAUGCACUAGUCGACAAGGUCUGCAACCAAACUUCAAACUACACCUUCUGCGUCGGAUCUCUCUACUCAGACCCACGUACUCCAGAUGCUGAUCGAUACACGUUAGCCUAUAUCUCAGUUGGAUUAGCCUACGGGAAGGCCACCGCCACCCGUGACAACGUCGCUGAGCUUCUCAAGAAUAUUGAUCCUGGCCACCCUGAUUACCGGCACUCUCUCCAGAGAUGUGCAGGAAACUACGACAAGGCUGUCUCGCUUCUUGUAGUCGCUCAAAACGACUUGAAUUCCGAGUCCUUCUCUGAGUUGCCUGUUUUGGCUAGAAAUGUUUCGUGCGAAGCUAACCGCUGCGAAGCUGGUUUGAGAGGAAUUAAACCAUCGUCUCCUUUGACAAAUAUGAAUAAGGACUUAGUUGGCCUUUCUGAAAUCUUUGAGAUCGUUGCUAAGUUGUUUACAGGAGAAUUGUGAUUCUAUUCUUUCUUACAUGUUUCGUUGUAGAAAAUUAUAACUAAUUU
This is a messenger RNA of Ricinus communis (castor bean), 605 nucleotides long. Its product is annotated as putative invertase inhibitor. The transcript has a single exon. Gene Ontology annotation, molecular function: enzyme inhibitor activity. The record is from RefSeq and is a predicted model, not a curated record. Lineage: Eukaryota; Viridiplantae; Streptophyta; Magnoliopsida; Malpighiales; Euphorbiaceae. The coding region runs from base 7 to 558 and encodes 183 amino acids.